CCUAUAACUUUGAUAAACAAUUUAUAAUAAUAAAUUAUAAUUCAUUAAUUAAUCAAGUUGGUUUUAAUAAAUAAUAUAUAAUCAUGACAGCAAUGGGAUUUUUUGGAUGUGCAUUAUUAGCAUUUGGACCACCACUUGCAAUGUUUACAUUUACAGUAUCUGCUGAACCAAUUAGAAUUAUUAUUUUAAUUGCAAGUGCAUUCUUUUGGUUAAUAUCAUUAUUGCUAUCAUCAAUACUUUGGUAUGCUGUUGUACCAUUACAAAAUUAUCUUGCAUUUGGAUUAGUAUUUUCAGUAUUAUUUCAAGAAAUAUUCAGGUAUCAAUUGUACUGGGUACUUAGAAAAGCUGAACGUGGUCUUGAAAAAGUAACAACAGCUCAUGUUGCUGAUAGUCGUCAUAUAUUUGCUUAUGUUUGUGGUCUUGGUUUUGGAUUAAUGAGUGGUGCAUUUGCACUUGUUAAUGUACUUGCUGAUGCUGUUGGACCUGGUACAAUGGGUCUUGAAAAAGGUACUGAAUACUUUUUCAUAAUGUCAGCAGCAACAACUCUUUGUUUUAUUUUAUUACAUACAUUUUGGGGUAUUAUAUUUUUUUCUGCUCUUGAUCAUAAAAAUUGGCUACAAGUAUCUUGGGUUGUUGGAUCACAUCUUUUUGUCUCAUCAAUGACACUGCUAAAUAGAUAUGGUAAUUAUUUACCAAGUUUAUUUAGUGCUUAUGUUGUACUUGUUAUAACAAUUGGCAUGGCAUUCAAUGUUGCUGGUGGACGUUUACAAAAUCUUAAAUCAUGUUUUUUUAGAAAAUGAUAAAAACAAAAGACUUUAAAUUUAUUUUUUACAUUUUUUGUUAUUUUAUUUUCAUUGUAUUAUUUAAG
Molecule: messenger RNA, 868 nt
Organism: Aphidius gifuensis
Lineage: Eukaryota; Metazoa; Arthropoda; Insecta; Hymenoptera; Braconidae
Gene: aph-1
Product: gamma-secretase subunit Aph-1
Exons: 2
Coding region: 84-800 (238 amino acids)
Biological process (GO): protein processing; positive regulation of catalytic activity; Notch signaling pathway
Cellular component (GO): gamma-secretase complex; endoplasmic reticulum; membrane
Molecular function (GO): protein-macromolecule adaptor activity
Source: RefSeq, a predicted model, not a curated record